AUGGACGAGGCGUGGGAGAGGGCGGUGGAGGCGGCGCUCCACACCGCCGGCGAGGGGAGCUCGUCGCCGGCGAGGAGCCUGACCCUCGACGGCGCCGUCAAGUGCAUGCACGGGCGCUUGCCGGCGCCGGAGAUACUGGAGCGCCACCAGAGCCUGGAGCAUCUCUCGAUCGCAGGCGUCGGGGUCGCGUCGCUCGCGGGGUUCCCCCGGCUGCGGAACCUCACGCGCCUGACGCUCUCCGACAACCGCAUCGCCGGCGGGCUCGAGCACCUCGUCGAGGCGGGGCUCGGUUCGCUGCGCGACCUCGACCUCAGCAACAAUCGCAUCCAAGAUGUGGACGACCUCGCGCCGCUCGCCCGCCUCCGCCUCGUCUCACUCGACCUCUACGAGUGCCCCGUCACGCGGGUCAAGGACUACAGAUCCAGGGUGUUCGGGUUGAUCCGGACUCUCAAGUACCUCGACAAGAUGGACGCCGACGAGAACGAGCGCCCGGAGUCGGACGACGACGACGACGAUGGGGACGGCGAAGGUGAUGGCGAGGAAGAAGAUGAUGAUGAGGACGACGAUGACGAGGAUCCUGGAAGCGGCGAGGUGGCAAACGGGGGCGUCUCCCACUCGCGAGGUAGCGUGGCACCGCGCCCGGUGGAGGUGAAUGGGGUGAUCGAUGUGGAUGAGGAUGAGAGCGAGGCCGACGAGGUCGUGCCCAAUGGGGGAGCCGAACACCACCACAGGGCCAACGGGUUCAGGGUUGCAGCGGUUGGGGUAGCCCCUGAUGAGGAUGAUGAAGACGUGGAGGAUGACGACGACGAUGCAGACGAAGAGUAUGAGGAGGAGGAUGAUUUGGGAGAGGAGAUAGAUGAGGAGGGUGAUGAAGAUGACACUGUUGUUGAGGUACUUGACGUGCCCAGUAGUGAUGAUGAGGAGGAUGGCAUCGAUGAGGAUGAUGAUGAUGAGGAGGAGGUUGAGGAUGAUGAUGGUGAGGAGGCUGAGCCAGAGAGUAGUGGGAGGGUUGCUACGGCGGUGGGGGGCGUUGGAGAAGAGAUCGAUGGACAUGAGCAAGGUGAAGGUGAUGAUGAGGAUGAGAAUGGUGAGAUCGGAGAGGAAGACGAGGAAAGAUUGGAGGAUAGUAGGGUUUAUGAGGAGGACAACGAUGAUGACGAUGCUGAUGAUGAGGAUGAAGACACAGAAUAUCUUGUUCAACCAAUUGUGACGCCCCAAGCCGUGGCUGUUGGUAGUCCAGGGGACUUUGAUAUUGCUGACCCUGAUGAUGUUGAUGAAGACAGAGACGAGGUCGAUGAUGAUGACGACGAGGGUGGCGCAGACCAGCCGUCGUCCUCGCAGGGUACCAAGCGGAAGAGGGAUGAUGACCCAUCAGGCAGUGGCAGCGACGAUGAGGAUGAUGAUAAUGAAGACCCGAGGCCGUUCAAGCACCAGUGA
Triticum turgidum subsp. durum (durum wheat) is the source of this 1437-nucleotide messenger RNA. Lineage: Eukaryota; Viridiplantae; Streptophyta; Magnoliopsida; Poales; Poaceae. The record is from the annotation of a GenBank genome assembly.